CAUAAUUUAAAUGCCUUGUCCUAGUGAGAUUUGUUUUUAAUCAGUUGUCAUCCGUAUUGAUCGAACGAGAGAACGAGACCGAGAGAGAACGAGCUAGAAUUUGACACCUUCGAUAGUGACUUGUCAAACGUUUCUUGUCUUUCGUGGAUUGAAGAUGGUGCGCGCUAAAAAGCAACUGUGUAAGCAAAAAGUUGCAGUCUUAAAGUCUGCGGAGGACCAUAACAGCAAAUUCAUCGAAGAACUCGCAGUUAACGAGAGUUCCGGAACGAAACGAACCCGUUCGCCGUCCCAACCUCCAGAAGAGGCGGCCAAACAAAAGGGCGGACGACGCCAUCGCUCGGGUUCUAAAACAAUAGAAGCAAAUUCGAACAAAAACCCUUCCGCCUCACCAUCACCGGGACCGUCGAGAACACAAAAGGAGAAGAAACGUGGCAAAAUUCAGGAUCGUUCCCCAAUUCCUCUCGUUCCCGCUCGUCGUUAAGACAGCAAGAUGGAGCAAACAAACGAAAUGGCCCGGCUAUUCCUCCCCGGAACCGCUGGCGAUGCCGCAGGAAGAAUGUUUUCGACGAGAGACGUACGAUCGCGAGCAUGGUGCCGGCGAUUUACGAGGCCAGGAUCCGCCUCCUCCUCCACCGCCAGGGCAAGUGACGCAGGACGAGUUUGCUCGAAGACUUGCUUACGAUCGUGAGCAUGGUCGCGGCAACUUGGGGACGACGAAUCCACCCCCGCCUCCUUCGCCCGUGAUGCCGCAAGACGAGUUUGCUAGGAGACUUGCUUACGAUCGUGAGCAUGGCCGCAGCAACCUGGGGACCACGAAUCCACCCCCGCCUCCUCCGCCCGUGAUGCCGCAAGACGAGUUUGCUCGAAGACUUGCUUACGAUCGUGAGCAUGGCCGCAGCAACUUGGGGACCACGAAUCCACCCCCGCCUCCUCCGCUCGUGAUGUCGCAGGACGAGUUUGCUCGGAGACUUGCUUAUGAUCGCGAGUAUGGUCGCGGCGAUUUGCGAGGCCACGAUCCGCCCCAGCCUCCUCCGCUCGUGAUGUCGCAGGACGAGUUUGCUCGGAGACUUGCUUAUGAUCGCGAGUAUGGUCGCGGCGAUUUGCGAGGCCACGAUCCGCCCCAGCCUCCUCCGCCCGUGAUGCCGCAAGACGAGUUUGCUCGAAGACUUGCUUACGAUCGUGAGCAUGGCCGCAGCAACUUGGGAACCACGAAUCCACCCCGCCUCCUCAGCUCGUGAUGCCGCAGGACGAGUUUGCUCGGAGACUUUCUUAUGAUCGCGAGCAUGGUCGCGGCGAAUUGCGAGGCCAUGAUCCGCCUCCUCCUCCCCCGCCAGGGCAAGUGAUGCAGGACGAGUUUGCUGGGAGAAGUGCUUGCGAUCGCGAGCAUGGCCGCGACUUUGGGGCCACGAAUCCACCUCCGCCUCCCCAAAGAUCUCGCUCUUCUUCACCUGAACUACCUAACCCGAGUCCCUCGACGAUCCCGGAACCUGCUGCACCACCUAAGCCAAGAAGGAAGACAGCGAAGAAAAAUUAUGCUGCAUCUCAAGUUGACAUGUUUUUGUCAUCCGAAUCGUCUGAAGAUGAGGAGGUCAACCUAGAUCCCAGUGCUGAUUGUUCCUCAUGUAACUGGAAAACGAAAUACUUAAAGCUUGCUGCUGGUCACGACAAGCUGAAGAAGAAAUUGAAUAGUACGAAAGUGCAAAGAAACAGAUUGAUGCAGUCUUUGACAUCAGAUCUACUCAAUGAACCGAAGACGUUCACUACCGAAGAAGGAUUUCCUCCAAUUGUGCAGCUGCAAGCUAUGGCAAACACUACUCGGAAACCAUACUGCUUCGUGAGAACCCUAAUGCAGGAGAUAUGGCCACGCGGGUUUGGUAACAAAACGGUUACGGGAAAUCCAUCUAAGAACUGUCUUGGCCGACCCUCUCGAUCAUCGAAAUCCGCAUCGCGCCAGAGCCCCAGAGAAGUCGAUGGUGCAUUGGAAGCUAAUAAGGUUAAAUAUUUACGAGAUCGACUCGUCGAAUUUUUGACUUUGCAAGGAACAGAUGUGGCUACUGCAGCGGAUAUAGUUUAUAGCCAGAGUGGAAAAUGGUUUUCACAGAUUAUUUGUCUGUACAAUAAGAAAGGAAAGUGGUGAUUUCGAAAAUCUUCGAAUAAUUUUUGAUUUCCAAUCAAUCACAGCAAAUCCGUGUUUUAGUACUUAGUGUUUAUGACUUGAUUCGUUAAAAUUAA
Molecule: messenger RNA, 2232 nt
Organism: Culex quinquefasciatus (southern house mosquito)
Lineage: Eukaryota; Metazoa; Arthropoda; Insecta; Diptera; Culicidae
Product: formin-like protein 20
Exons: 4
Coding region: 543-1238 (231 amino acids)
Biological process (GO): cell migration; cortical actin cytoskeleton organization; regulation of cell shape
Cellular component (GO): cytosol
Molecular function (GO): actin filament binding
Source: RefSeq, a predicted model, not a curated record